AGAUUUGGUAAAAGGGUAGAAUCGACAAUGGAAGCAAAAACUGGGUUAAUAAAGUGACAGAGAGAUUCUCUCACUCUUCUGAUCUCUCAGCUCUCGCAAGCUAAGAAUCUCUCUCUCUCUCUCUCUCUAUCCGUUUGAUCAUCAUCCUCUUCGCUCGUCGGCUUGUUCGGAAAAUCUCCGAUCCGUUCGAGUCUCGCUCUCUGACUGUUCCCGCCAUCUGCGAUCAUCUGAUCCGUCGAUCUCCCUCGCGAAAUUAAAGUUAGAAAGAUGAGGUCGGUUCAAGCACCGGUUGUUUGCCCUGCGAUUCGUCCAAGACAAGUAGGUGCAUGCGCUCUGAAACCUACGCUUCUCAGAAGCCAAUUCUUGGGUCAUCGGAUCAAGUCUCAGGUCACGCUUCGUCUGCAUCCUCGGGGGUGCAGCAAGAUUAGCAUCAAGUGUGUUUUCAGCUCUCACUCUGAUGGUAACGGAAGCACCGCUGAGAAUUUCAACGAAAACGAUGAGGAAUAUGUCAACUCUAGUAUAGUGGAAGCUGUUGAGGUGAAGAGUGGAGCUGAUGGUUUCAUGGUGAAGAUGAGAGACGGCAGGCAGCUACGAUGUGUUCAUAACAAUCCUCAAGGAGGGCAUUUGCCGGAUUAUGCUCCACACCCUGCUAUUGUUUUGAAAAUGGAAGAUGGAACUGGUCUUCUCCUUCCCAUUAUUGUCUUGGAGAUGCCUAGUGUGUUACUUAUGGCAGCAAUGACCAAUGUCCAGAUUGCAAGACCAACCAUGUAUCAAGUGGUGAAGGAGAUGGUGGACAAAAUGGGUUACGAAGUUAGACUUGUUAGAGUCACCAAAAGAGUUCACGAGGCGUAUUUUGCCCAACUAUACCUUUCAAAGGUGGGUAAUGCAUCGGACUGUAUUAGCUUUGACCUUCGCCCGUCAGAUGCAAUUAACAUAGCUGUUAGAUGCAAGGUACCUAUCCAAGUGAACAAGUACCUUGCUUAUAGUGAUGGAAUGAGAGUCAUCGAGUCAGGGAAGCUGUCACAACAGACACCUGCUUCAGAUGGCUUAUUGUUUACUGAACAAGACCGACCAAAUGGUCAGGCUUGCCUUGAUACCAAAGAGUUCAAUAUUCUGAGCAACAUGAUGCAAGCUGUUAAUGAAGAGCGAUAUGAUGAAGCUGCUGAAUGGAGAGACAAGCUUGGCCAGUUUCGGGCCAAGCGUAACCUGAGGAAAUACACAUAAGAGGUCGAUCAACGAGUAUUUGUCUGUGUACAUAAUAAGAAGGUCGUUGUCGGGGAUCAAAGUGGAGGAAGAAGCAGAGUCUGGAGAUUGAAGAAUGCUCUACACUUAACCCAUUUUCCCAGAAACAAAAAUAAACAAUUAUAUAAUGUAUUAAAUGUAUCUAGCGUGAUGUGUACAUAAUGCUUAUUAAUCUGUGUCUUCUUGUGCACGUUAAGUUCACUCUGAUUGUAUUUUAAGACUCCUCUUGUCGGCCUUGUCUGUAUUCAGUUAAUUGCAGUUGUCUUUAUCCAAGAACAAGUAAAUUAGAUA
Molecule: messenger RNA, 1533 nt
Organism: Brassica oleracea var. oleracea
Lineage: Eukaryota; Viridiplantae; Streptophyta; Magnoliopsida; Brassicales; Brassicaceae
Product: bifunctional nuclease 1
Exons: 11
Coding region: 268-1224 (318 amino acids)
Biological process (GO): protein ubiquitination
Cellular component (GO): nucleus; VCB complex
Molecular function (GO): nuclease activity
Source: RefSeq, a predicted model, not a curated record